AUGAUGGAGCACUGGGCUCCAAAUUCUGGCAUGCAGAACACAUCGUUGUGUGACGGCAGUACGGCUCACGAGGAUGUUGACUCUGACAGUGUCUCGUUCAGCGACGACACCGCCGCUUCUAACCACAACAAGCGCAAGCGAACUAACGCACGCAAGUCGGUAUCAGGAUUUCCAGCAUACUACCAGUAUCUUCCUGCUCGCUCCGACUUAUAG
Messenger RNA from Phytophthora infestans T30-4, 213 nucleotides. RefSeq lists its product as uncharacterized. The coding region runs from base 1 to 213 and encodes 70 amino acids. The transcript is spliced from 2 exons. The record is from RefSeq and is a predicted model, not a curated record. Lineage: Eukaryota; Oomycota; Peronosporomycetes; Peronosporales; Peronosporaceae.